Messenger RNA from Phytophthora sojae, 402 nucleotides. RefSeq lists its product as hypothetical. The record is from RefSeq and is a predicted model, not a curated record. The transcript is spliced from 2 exons. Lineage: Eukaryota; Oomycota; Peronosporomycetes; Peronosporales; Peronosporaceae. The annotation marks the transcript as partial.
UUUGUUAACAAAAGCUCCCGACUCCUCUUCAUUUUGGAGUACAUCGUGCUGGGGGAAUACGUCGAGGUGGUGCUCCCGAUCAUAUAUUGCUUACACAGGACGAUCCUGUUCAACAUGCCCAACAAAGCCUACUACCCCUCAUUGGUGACAAGCACAACUACCGAGCUGGUGUCCUCAAUCUCGAACGUCCUAGGCUAUGGGGCACUGGAGUUGGCAUCGCUUUUCCCCACGUUGGCCAUCCUCAGACGCUCCUUGGGGUUCUCCUCCCUGAGCCAACUGUCCUUCGUUCUGGACAAACAAGCAAACAAAGUGCAAACCAAGAUGAUGAUCCUGUUCACGACUAUGAUGUCAUAUUCGCUGGUGCACUUCGGCUAUGAUCUGAGUUUUAAGUUUGCUUGGGUA